Messenger RNA from Mytilus californianus (California mussel), 6704 nucleotides. RefSeq names its product serine/threonine-protein phosphatase 6 regulatory ankyrin repeat subunit B-like. NCBI's taxonomy places the organism in Eukaryota, Metazoa, Mollusca, Bivalvia, Mytilida, Mytilidae. The transcript is spliced from 7 exons. Gene Ontology annotation, molecular function: protein binding. Bases 2510 to 5629 code for a protein of 1039 amino acids. The record is from RefSeq and is a predicted model, not a curated record.
GGACUACUUUUUUGACAUUGACCUAAAAUCCAGGACGCUAUGCUGAAUUUUGUAAACAGGAAAACCUAAGUUGAAAAAUUUCGAACUUUUCCCUCGAUUUUAACAUUACUCUUACUUGCAUACAGUUGGCUGCAAAGAAAUGAAGAGAUGGCACAGGAAGAGCGAGAAAAUUUUUAUCGUCACUCCACACUUAUCGUAGAUGAUACAAAUGAAGUUUUCCUGGGAUUAGUUGAUCUCCAUUUAACGAAUGAAAGCCUCAGCCUGAUCAAGUUCAUCGAAAAUAACCAGCAUGCAAUUUAUCAUCUAUGUUAUAACAACGUUACAUGCUGUUUAUGUCCACCUAAGGCAAAAAAACCCGUAGGUUCUCCACCCAGUAGAAUUCUACAUCCCUCGCAAUUAGAUAUACUUUUCGAUAAAUAUAAAAAACAUCCAAAUCACAACCCUCAUAAUCGGGCAAAGCAUUGCUGCUGCCCCGUUAAUACUAAAUUAAAACGGGAUGAGCUAGACCUAACACUAGCAAGAUGUUUAUUAGUAAAUUUCUCUAAUGUUGUACCUGAUCAUUCACAAGAAAGAAAAUCACUGGAAAAAUUAAUCAAGUUCAGAAACAACACGUACGGUCAUGCAACUAAAGGAACAGUUUCAAAUAAAGAGUACUAUGAUAAUAGGAAAGAAAUUGAAGCAUGUAUCAUGGUACUCGCUAAAACGUGUGGGAAAGAAGAGGAAUUCAGGCAAAAAUUGAAAGAUGCUAAAGUCAGAACUUUAGACGAAACAAUAUGUAGACAGCUUCAAACAUCACUUCUGCUUUCUGCCCAAAGAGAGGAAGAAUUGAAGACGGACAUCCCGGCUGUGAUAGAAACUGCUGUAGGAACUGCUGUUGAAGCUGCUUUUGUGAAGUUUCAAGGAAAAUAUGAAAGCUCCCAAGCAGAUACCAAAGAGUCACAUACAAGAAAUGAACGAAGCCCAAGCAAAGAAUGUGCGGACUACAGUUUUACAGAGGAACAUGACAUUCUUCCUGAUCGUUUUUUGCACUCUCUUGCGUGUGAGUUGAGUGUAAAUUGGAAAGACACUGCCUUUGAACUAAACUUCAACAAAAAUGAAAUAGACGAAAUAAAGGAAGAUAAUGCAUGGAGUACUGUAGAUCAAGCAACCACUAUGCUUAUCAAAUGGAAAAGACGUAGAGGAAUACAACCAGAAAUGAUCGAUGAAAUAUGCAAUGCUUUGACAGAGUGUGGAAGAAAAGACUUGUGUGAUACAUUACAGAAAAAGCUAGGUAUUUAUAAAUCCGAAAAAGUAAACGAGGAAUCUUCACCAACCUGUAUGCAAGCCACUGGUAUUUCAAGACAGAUUUCUUAUCGAGAUGAGGAACUGGAAGAGCUUGAGACUAUUGAAAGCCAUUUUAUUGAAACCAGUGCUUUUAAGGAAGUCAAGAAGGUUUUAAUGGAUAAGAAAAUGGUACUUAUAACAGGUGACAAUGGAUCGGGCAAGACAAGUCUCGGAUAUCAUUUAUAUUGUGAUUUAAUAGAUAACAAAACCAUGGAUAAAGAUAACAUUUGUAAGAAUAUGACUGAAUUCUUAAUUGAAUAUGAUCUUGAAGAAACACAAGUGUUAUUUUUAGAUGAUUUAUUCGGGACUCUAGACGUUGAUAAAACCGAGUUCAACAAAUGGUCAGAACUAAUGGAACGGAUGUCCGAAGAACGCAAAAAGGAAAAUGAUGCUGGAUGUGUAACAUACAUGAUUUUCUGUUCAAGAAGCAGCUUAAUUGAAAUAAUUAAACAAAAAGAACAAGUUGCUUGUAUAGAUCAAAGUUAUUUGGUAGACAUUUCUUCUAUCACAAAAAGGUUAUCAGUUUUAGAAAAGAAAAAUGUAUUCACACGAAUUUGGUCAAAAUAUCACAAUAAAGAGUCAGAUAAACUUUCCUUCAUCAACAACUUCCAAUUUCCCGAAACAAAAGAUUUCGACUUUUGGUUCUGUGCUGAAGUAAUGGCAAGAUGCUCUUACGGAGAACAAUUCUGGAAAGAUCCUGUAAACUUUUUGCUAAAUAAAUUGAAAAAUGAAAUUGAUAGCAAUACUAUUUCAUCCGAGCUUUGCAGAAAAUUAAUUUCAAGUUAUUCCAAAGAAAAUAACGAGCAUUGUUCAGAAUCACACACACUUGGUUGCAGGUUUUUAAAGGAUGAAUUAGAACUUUGUAAACAACAUCCAGAAUUUUUUAAGGUAAUUUCUCCUAACCAAAUCGAGUUUCAGCACACAUUGAUGAAAGACAAAAUUGAGCUUUACCUAGCUGGAAAAGGUGAUAUGGUAAAUGCAAUAAGAAAUUUGCCACUUCAACAUCUAAUGACGGCUGUUUUACCGAAAAAAAGGUCGUCGUUCGUUAAAAGGAAAAGAGAUCAAAUUUCGUUUGAAAGAUGAACAUAUAUGUCAUUUAAUACAAAGACUAAUAACAGAGGUUUUAAAUGGCAAUGUUAAAGAUGUAUCAUCACAUGAUGUUUGGAAUACCGACGCAUGGGUUACUAUGUUAGACGAUAUUUUGAAGAAGGAAUCAUCCGACAAGAUACACAAAUUGUUGACGAUUGAAGAUAGAAAUGAAGGUAAACAUUUUCUUUACUGGAGCGCCCUGAAACAUAAACGGCGGCUGUGUGAGAAACUUCUACGGUAUAUUGAAAGUUGCAAAACGUUAGAAAAUAAAGAGGUUUUGCUUUCUGUGGUCCUUGUUGGUGCAUGUACAAUACAAAAGAACGUUUCAAUCGUCAGGGAACUAAUUAAAUUUGGUGCCGACGUCAAUUUUUGCAAUGCUUGUCGAUUAGAAAACAUCAUGCGAAAUGAUGAAAUAGGUAUUGAAAAAUCAAUAGACGAACAGCAUAUGUGUCCACUCGAUGUAGCUAUGAGUUAUGGAAACAUUUCUCACGUAGAAAAUCUGCUGAAUCGUGGAGCUACUAUAUCCCAUUGCUCCUGGAGACAAUGGGAAAUAAUUCAUAAAGCAUUUGCCCUUGAUGAUAUGUAUGUUAAACAACCAGUAUUUCUUGAAGCUUUUUUGGAUGUUUUUUCAAAGUACAAUGCGAAUAAACAAAAUGAAUCUUCCAGUGUAGAGAAAUCCGGAUUGUAUGUCCUUUUCAAUGAAAUCAACGAUUCGUGCGAUGAUUUAAACGACAUAUUCCUAACAUUUGCCAAGUACAGUGUAUUAAGUACUACGUUGUUGAAUGCAUUUCUUGAAUGCAAAGUGGAUGCAAAUGUGACCAACCGAGACAAAAAGAACGCCUUGCAUUUACUUGUGGACCAUUCUGGGCGUGAUAUAUCUGAAAAAUGUAAAGUAAUAGAGUUACUGUUACUGAAUGGAUGCGAUGCUAACAUGAAAGGUAAACAACGACAUACCCCACUGUCUGUAGCCAUACGAAAACAGUAUAAAAAUCCACAGAUACUACAGUCUCUGUUGAAAGGGAAUUCCGAUGUAAAUAUCAAAGUAGGAGAAGGAAAGUCUUUGUUACAUGUUUGCAUAGAAACAAAAAUGCCGCCAAAUGAUGCGAUAAAUAUCAUAAAAUUAUUGAAAGACCAGAAGUGUGAUCCAUUUUUGGUCGACAAAAAAGGUCAUAGCGUAAUCGAAAUCCUAUUUCAACAGGAAGAAAUUAACAUCGAAAUUCUGAGUGAACUUUGCUAUUAUCCUCUUCAUACUUGUCUUAAAUACAGCAAAAUUACAGAAGAAAGAAAAAUUGAAAUUAUCAGAUAUUUACAUGACAGAGGAAUGGACAUAGAUUGUUGUGACGAAACAAAACAAACACCUUUAUCGACCGCAAUUACUUCAUGUUGUAGUCAGUCAGUAAUCCAAUGCUUUCUGCAGCUAGGAGCUUCACUUAAUCGUAAGUUUCAGAAUGAUCACUCUAUUUUGCAGUUAUUUCUGAGGUUUCAUCCUGACAUAGACGAUUUGACAAUUAAAGAGUUUGCUAAGCAAGAUAUACAUUUACAGUCGGGAAAUUUCAUGGUUAUCAUUGCGGACAUUUUUAAGAGCAGCAAAAAUUAUCAUUUCUUAUUGGAAAUUAUUUUGGAUCAAUUUUCGUCAGAAUCAGCAUCCUUUAAAUCAUUCUUAGAUGAAGAAAAUAGAACAUUUCUGCAUCUGACCGUAAUGUCAGUAUUAACGGAUAGGGAAUGUAAAGAGGUUUCUGAAAUGUUCAUCAACAAUGGAGUUGAUGUUAAUCAAAGGGAAAAAAGUCAAAGAUAUGCUCUUGAUUUGGCAAUACGAAACGAGAAAGUCAGAAGAACGAGCACUAUUUUAUUACUAUUAGAGCAUUCCAAGUUGAAAGAGUUUAAUACAAAAACAUUCCUGUUAGAUAUUUUUCACAGUGGACAAAUUUGUAUCGAAAUUUUAUCAAGUGCAAUUGACAAAAAAAUUAUAAACAAAUCCAAAGCACCAAAAACUAAAAUAUUGCACAUUCUAGCAGAAAAGGGAUUAGACAACUUUUAUAAGAACUUUCCAAUUACCGGUCACACGUCUUGUCCCAUUUCUACAGAGUCAAAUCUUGGACUUCCACAUUCCCAAAGCGUUAGUUAUAAAAUGAUAGAUAUGGUAGAACGUAACGAAACGUCUAACGAGUCGCAGUUUAUAAAAUGUUUAUUGGAAUGUGGUUUACAAGUAAAUGAAAAAGAUGACUUUGGAAGAACUCCUUUGCACAAAGCUUGUUAUUGCAAAGAUCAAGAUAUAAGUUUGAUAGCCGCAUUAUGUGAAAAUGGUGCAGAUACAAAUGCGAAAGAUCAAGAUAAAAACACACCACUGCAUUCUUGUGUAGCCUCAGAAUCCGAGGAUCUGAUUGUUUUAGCCGUUUGCGAAAUUUUAUUAAGAUACUCGGCUAAGUUGGGAAAAUGUAACAAUAAGAAAAGAACGCCCUUGUUACUUGCUGUUAAACAAGAGAAAGAAAGAAUAAAUACUGUGGCAUUACUUCUUCGCGAAAAGUCUGAUAUCAACGUUAAGGAUAGCAAAGACGAAAGCUGUCUGCAUUACUGCAUAAGUAAAAGAAUUCCAGAUAGUGAUGCGUGUAAACUUUUACAAGUUCUAUUGGAAAGUAAUCCAAAAUUAGAACAUAAGAAUACUCUUGGUUUGACUCCUUUAAACCUGGCAUCGACAUGCAACACUUUCAGUCGAGUUUUAUGCAUAAUUCGUCUUCUUGAAAAAGGGGCAAAAGUAAAUUCUAUUGAUUCAUACAACCGUACUCCACUUUUCAAUGUUGUACGUUGUUUGCGAGGUCAUGAUAUCCUGUUGUCGCUUGAAAGAAUUGUGAGACUUGCUAUUUUAUUUGCGUGUCGUGCAAAUCCGGGGUAUGCAACUAAAAGUAACGAAACUGUAAAAGAUUUUGAAACCGGAGAUUCUGUAGUAAAAAGUAUGAUUAGAGAAUAUCCUGCAUCAGAAGACAAACUUGUGUCGUUUGUUUAUACAAAGCUUCAAGCCGUAUCAAAAUAUUACUCUGGACAUUCAAAAAAUCACAGCUUUAAAUUUGAUUUAAAGGAGUUAAAGAAAGAAAUAUCCGGUGCUAUUACUGAGGCAAUCGGGUAUUUAGGCGAAAUUUGCUUUGAUAUUGAAGAAGACGAUGUUUGUCUUAGCAGUGAUUGUGUUACUAGUGCACAAGUUGCUAUGGAGAUUGAUGAAUAAACAUUUGUCACGAGGCAAAUUAUGUUACUUAACUGUUUUUAUGAGGUUAUAUGCUUUAGUUUAUAUCUGUCAACUAGUAUGGGCGUAGUGUUUAUUAACUUCCAGUUGGUAUUUUGGCUUGAACAACUUAAACAUAGUAUUAAUUUAAAAUCUCUUCAUCAAUCAUUUUAUCAAUACUGUAACAAUGGAGUACUUCAAAAUUACAAUAUAUCAACUUGAAGGUUAAUUUCAGGACAGUUCAAAUAGUAGAACUUUGAAGAACUGUUUCGGUGAAUCUAACAUAGUCUAUAUUUUUAACCCAAUUUCGAGCAAAUACGACUAAAUAAAAAAAUAAUUAGGGCAACAAUGGUCUUUACUUUUUAAUUGAGGUAAAAAAAAUCGGCCAUGAGGAUACCACAGUCAACAACACAUUAAUUGUUACAUGUUUAGUACACAGAUUAUGGUUAUGAAUCUAAGUGGACAAAAUUUAUAUUCUAGAUGAGUGUGGUAUGUUAAAUAUUUGGCAGAACUAAAUUGACCUUUCAUCAAUAUAGAUUUUAAAAUGUAUUGAAAAGAAACUUAAAGAUCAAUGUAUAGAACUUUGGUAUUCGAAAAUGUUCAAGUGUCCUACGGCUUUGUGAUAUAGAAUAUUCAAACCUCACUUCUGUUUUGAAAAAUAUAUUUUAAGAAUUAUCCCCAUAUCAUGUACAUCCUUUGUAAAUAAAGAUGUUGUAGUCACCGAUUGCCAGUCGAGACAGGGAGACGGCACAAUCUGCCAAGAUGCGAAAGAUUGUGUCCUCUCUGGGACCUGAUGGACAUCGGUUACGAAUACCACUAUAUUAUGUUAUGUAGCUAUAAUAAUAAUGCUAAAAAAAAUCUGCUCCCCCAAUUUUGUCAUGAAAAUGUAAACAUUUAUAAAUAAUAAUAUAUAACUAUUUUCUUCCAAUAAUGUAAUCAUAUUGAAAAAAAUCUCUUUAGAACUUUCUAGUGUUUAUUAUUUAUUUAAUUCACACAUGCACUACAUAUUUGUAUAUUGUUAAUAUGUAUAUGUCCUCUGUAACAUUUGAUUCAUAAGAAUAAAGUAUUCAUUUAUCCA